GAAAGUAUGCUGCCUGGGCAUUGCCCACAGAAAUAGAAAACCCUUUUGUAUGGUGAGCACUUGUGUCCAUGCGAACAGCAUCGUUUUCGGAGCUUUGACUCAGGCGGUAGCAGCGUCGGGCCGGUGGAUACAAAACAGACGAGCGGGUGACGGAAGCAAAAAUGUCUGAUUACAGCACCACGCCGACGAGCCCCACAUCUCAAUUUUCCAUCUCUUCUGCCAGCACACAGGGCAGCGUCAACAUCACAGAGAGCAGCGUCAACAUCACGAAAAACUCUGAUUUAAGCGAGAUUGCAGCCAAUGACUUAAUCAGCAAUGCAAACUACGUCUACAGUUUGCUUGCUACCUUCGGUCUCUUAGCAGGCUGCUUCCUGCUUUACAGUUUCAUUCAGACUUAUCGCGCCCACAAGAGGCUGGCCUGGCUCGGCUGCCUCCUCUGGGUGUUUUGUGGCUUCCAGCUGCUGCUCCUGCUCCUCUCUUUGCACACUGUGGCCCACAGACCUGACUACCUAAACACCACAGCUUUAGGCUGUGCCGCACUCUCCUUUACCAUCAACAUAGCCUCUCUGUGUGGCCUGCUGGUCUUAGUGCUCAUGGCAUCCGUCGUCACCUUUGAUCCUCCAUCCAAUCACCUGCUGAGAAAGUCUCGUGUCUGUGCGGCACUAGUGGGCAUCACUUCUGUACUCAUUUCUCUGGUGCUGGCUGGCAUUCGUGGACCCAGAGGAGAUUUGCAGAAAGAGGGCAACUGUUUGAUGGAUCCCACCACAGAUGGUGUUUCAUACGCAGUUGCUAGGCUGUGUUUGGUCUUCCUGAUUCCCUACAUCCUCCAACUGGGACUCCUGAUAGGUGGCUGCGUCCGCCAGAGGGAGUCGAAUGGACGCUUCCUCUCCGGCUCUGAGGAAGGCCCUGUGUUCCUGGCGGUCACCGGUUUUACGCUCAUCUGCCAGCUCUUCUACAGCGUGGCGCUGCUUAGAGGGGCUCUGAUUAAUAGUGAAAGACAGCUGACGUUCCACCAGAAAGCAUUUUUGAGUGUGUCUGAAUUUGUGCUGUUCUCAGGGAGCAGCGUGAGCCUGCUGCUCGUCCUGUUCAUGCACAGGCCGUGUCGGGAAAGCCUCUAUGGAGUGAUCAGGCGGCUGCGGGACUGCUGCCGACGUCCAGGGCCACAGCCCAACAGGAACAUCAUAGCUCCGCACAUUGAGAUCACAGACACUCUGGAGGACAUCGAGUCUUAAGAAAUGUGUCUGUUUGCUAGGAGAGAGCUCUUCCCAUGCAUCAUAUUUAAUGUCUUACCUGUUAUGGACCACCUCACUAUCUAUCCAGUCACUGAAAGCUUGCAGAACUCUCAUUAAAUGUAUUUUUUUUUUAACAUUUCAUUUACAAAAUGUACAAAAAGAGGAGAAAAAAAAUGCUUUAUAUCUUGUUACUGUGCAUCAUCUUGCCAUGUUAUGUCAAUUCAAAGGAUUUAUUUCUUUAAUCAGGGAAUUAAAAAGGAGCUAUUAGUA
Neolamprologus brichardi is the source of this 1502-nucleotide messenger RNA. RefSeq lists its product as uncharacterized. Lineage: Eukaryota; Metazoa; Chordata; Actinopteri; Cichliformes; Cichlidae. The record is from RefSeq and is a predicted model, not a curated record.